AAAGCAAUGCUGGGAUCACAACGUAAAAGACAACGUGUUCCGAUCUCAUGUCUUGUUUGUAAAAGACGUAAAGUUAAAUGUGAUAAGGCUCGGCCAGCCUGUGGAGGGUGUGUCAGAAAUAAAGUGCAACAUCUAUGCGAAUAUCUUGAUCCACAUUGGUCACAAGAGGAUAGUUUAAACACUUCAAACAAGAAAGGGAAGGAUAUCUCACUGGUUAAUUUAUCAACCCAAUCUUCAACCCCUACAGGAGUUAAUAUAAUUUUACAAAAACAACGUCGAGAAAUUGAUGAUUUAAAAAGGAAACUUGCCAUUGCACUUCAAACCACUACCAAAGAUUACUCUAAUGUGCUUACAAAUGGAGAAGGGGUUAAUAAAACGCUUAUUACAGCAUUACUGAAACUUGGAGGCAGUAAAAAGCCAUGUUUGGAGUUUGAAGAUGGUAUUUCUAUUACUGUUAUAAAAUCACAACGAAGAGAGUUCAUUGACAUUUAUUCAUGGGUGAAUAGCCUCAAGUUGGAUCCUCAACUUGCCGGAUUGUGGUUUAAAAUUACUAAUCUUCAAAAGAUAUACUAUACACAUAAGAUGAAUUCCUUACGACCACAGUCCAUAUCACCAGAUAAUUAUAACCAGAACAAUCAAUUGGCGAUGAAAUGCCCUGUAGUUCAGUACGAUAUUAAUACUAUGGCCCAAAACUCACCUACCGCAACUCCUACCCCUAUUCCAGAAUCUACCCUGAAGGCAAGAGUUGAGGAGAAAUCUGAUUUGAAUGUAUAUGAUCAUCUUUCUACCAAUGGGGCAACUGUACUCAAAUCGAUUCAACUCCUUUGGAACUCGACUUUAAAAAUUCUGAGAGAAGAAGUUUUAAACUAUGAACAAAUCCAAUUUCUUAUUGAUUAUUAUUUCGAGACCUCCGAAUCAAGAAGGUUAACAUUAUUCCAUCGGAAACAUAUUUUAAGUCACAUUUUAAAAAUGGAUGAUAGAGUAGUAUUGAAUAAUGAUAUGGAUAAGGCUAGUUCGAAUUCAGAUGAAUCACUUUUCUCGAAGUUAAAGAUGAAAGGUGUGUACCUCAGUAUGCUUGCACUUCUAGUAGAAGAGGCCAUAGAAAGAUUGAGAAGAGAAGCUUUUCUGACCGAUCUUGACCAAGUCCAUACAUCAUCACCUAAAAUUGAUCAUUUUAAAAGAAUUUUCCCUGCGGAAGUUCUCCUUGCACCUUUGGGUCCAAAAGAAUCUUUAGUGAAGAAUCGAGUUCAUAAAUUUCUCACGGAAACCUUACUGAUGAGACUCGCUGACAACGAUCCCGAAGUAACUCAUACACUCCCAUUUUUUGCUUGUUCAGUAUUGUUUAUGAAUAACACUAUUCAUUACAAAAGUGAAAACUCGAAAGUUCCACGCCCAUUUGCUGAAGUAUUUGCAUUAUUUCUUUCGAGAGUACUUGCUCCUGACAGUGUCGAUAUUUGGACUGACCCAAAUAUAUUGAAAAUACAUAAUGGAGAUGCCACUAGACUACAAGAACUUCAAAUUCAUAUGUGUUUUCUCUGGCUGAAUACAAUAUGCCUUGUCAACUUGGUCACAUUCUCAAUCGUACCCCUUGUACGUAUAAAUGACACUAUGGGGAAUUACUUGAUACAGAUUUUAAAUUUGAUUGAGAAAUCGGAAACUAAUCAAUAUCAUACGAGAUUUCUUGAUACUCUUAGUAUAGAGAAAACGUUGGAAGUUCCAUUGGAGGUCAAUCAGUUGAUAUCGAGGAUAAUAAAUACAUUGGCUAGAGGUACAAAUGAAAUGGUGGUUACUAUCGAUACAUUACAACGCCUUUCAAGCGAAUGUGGGGUUUGGGUUUCGCAUAAUUCUGAGAAGUUAGAUGGUUUCCAAUCUCUAAGAAUUGUUGAAAGUCAAAUCACUCUUUUAUACUUGAGAUUUUUCUUGUCAUAUUUACAAAUGCUACAAUUUGAAGAAAACUCAAAGCAAGGGGAAACAUACAAGUUUUGUACAUCUUCCAUACUCAAAUUGUGUACAUUAUUAAAGUAUUUGCGUGAUGUGACUACUUCCAGUAAUAAAUUGCCUUGCAGUUUAUAUAGGCUUCAAAUUGUGAAUGAAGUAUUGACCAGAAUGGUGUCACCAGUUUCAGGGAUUCUUUUAAGGUUAGCCAGUACACUGGCUUCAGAAAUUUCACUCGAAGUCGUUCUGAAUUUAAAUGAGACUCUUGAUCAACAAUUCCCCGAUGAUUGUGCUCAUGCUGGAGAAAUCGGAAAUAAAAUAAUCCUGGUUGUAAGUAGUUCUAUUACUAUAUUGAGAGAGGCUGUUGAGAAUCGGGAUGAACGUACACAUAUGUUGUCCAAGAUUUGGAACUUUUAUUUGGUAUUCAUCAAAAAUUUUAAUAAAAUAAGCUACAGUAGUUAUGAGAAAAUUCAUGCUAAUGUUCCAGCUUUUUCACUGUUUAAACGACAAGAUGGUGGGGCUAAUAAGUGUCCUGUACGAAACUUGAAUAAAACGAACAUUACACUGACUACAAGUGAAAAGAAAUGCCCCGUGGAUCAUGUUUCGUUACAAGGCAACUGUCCCAUAGACCACUCCGCAUUACUGGGUAAAUGUCCAGUAGAUUACAAGUCGCUAGAUAAAGAUCUGUUAGGUAAGUGUCCCAUUGACAUAAGUAAAAGAAAAUGUCCAUUUGACCAUGAGGCAUUGGUAAACCGAGGUGGCCGUGUAGGUGCAAAGGAAAGCCAUGUUCGUGGACAGGAUAAUAAAGCUGGACUUUUAUCACCUGUUCCAAUUCAUGCGGUUUCUCCUAUUCCGGAAAAUAAUACGAGGUUGCCAAACCUUGCUGAAUUGCUUCCAGCGGAUACAGGAAUAUCUAAAGUUGAGAAUUCAUUACCGGGUAUUCUAAACGAUUUUGCAGAACUUAACUUUGACAUGGAUACAGAUUUUGAUUUCCUUAUGCUGGACUUUUCUCUGGCCGCUAACUAA
Molecule: messenger RNA, 2961 nt
Organism: [Candida] anglica
Lineage: Eukaryota; Fungi; Ascomycota; Pichiomycetes; Serinales; Debaryomycetaceae
Source: the annotation of a GenBank genome assembly